Pistacia vera is the source of this 765-nucleotide messenger RNA. Its product is annotated as ribosome-recycling factor, chloroplastic-like. Gene Ontology annotation, molecular function: ribosomal large subunit binding. Gene Ontology annotation, biological process: plastid translation. NCBI's taxonomy places the organism in Eukaryota, Viridiplantae, Streptophyta, Magnoliopsida, Sapindales, Anacardiaceae. Bases 1 to 765 code for a protein of 254 amino acids. Gene Ontology annotation, cellular component: chloroplast. The record is from RefSeq and is a predicted model, not a curated record. The transcript is spliced from 9 exons.
AUGGCGACGCACUUCUCUUCAACGAGGUCUGUUCGCUCCAUUUUCCAGUCCAAACCAAAUCCUUCCAAAUCCCUCCUUUUCCUUCCAGAUUCUUAUCAUAGAAGAGCUGAAAGCGCCUCGUGCCGCGUUGGCAGUGUGAAUGUGAGCAAGUGGAGCUCAGCUGCAAACUACGUUAGACUUGUGAAAUUCUCUGGAAAAUCUGUUGUUGUUAAACAAUUGGUGCACAAGAGAACAAGAUUUGUGAGGUGUGCAACUAUUGAAGAAAUCGAAGCGGAGAAAUCUUCCAUUGAAAAAGAUGUUAAAGCUAGAAUGGAUAAGACUAUUGAAAUGGUUCGGACCAAUUUCAAUUCAGUACGGACAGGGCGAGCAAAUCCAGCCAUGUUAGAUAAGAUUGAGGUGGAAUAUUAUGGAACUCCAGUCGGCUUGAAGAGCAUAGCUCAAAUCACUACGCCUGAUGCAAGUUCUCUUCUGGUUCAACCAUAUGAUAAAUCAAGCUUAAAGGCUAUAGAGAAGGCCAUAGUAAGCUCUGAUGUUGGUUUGACUCCAAACAAUGAUGGUGAAGUGAUACGUUUGACCCUUCCUCAACUGACAUCUGAUAGAAGAAAGGAAUUAUCAAAAGUUGUGGCCAAACAGGCUGAAGAAGGAAAGGUUGCAUUGAGGAAUAUAAGAAGAGAUGCUUUAAAAGCCUACGAAAAACUUGAGAAGGAAAAGAAGCUCUCAGAAGACAACGUGAAGGACUUGUCAAGUGAUUUGCAGGUAAGUUAG